AUGUCCGCGUUACAAUUUGCAAAAGAUCAGCCUGAAGGCUUCUCUAACCGCAUCGAAAGAGUUGCCAUUGUCGGAGCUGGCGGCCGACAAGGCGCCCAGAUAACCGAGCAACUCCUCAAGACUGGAAAACACACCAUCACUGCACUUACCCGGAUCGGCAGUGUUUCCAAGCUUCCAGACAACAUCAAGACUAUCCCCAUCGAUUAUGAAGAUGAAGAAGCUAUCGCAUCAGCUCUGAAGGACCAACAACUCCUCAUUAUUACCCUCGCCGUCAAUGUCGACCCAGAAGUCCAUCACCGCAUCGUCCGUGCAGCUGGAAAAGCGGGCGUUCGCUAUAUCAUCCCCAACAUUUACGCAGCGAACGUGGUCAUUGAAAACCAAGGUUCCGUCGAUGACUUCUUCCCCGCUGCACCGCCAAUCAAUCUCCUCAAAGAAAUCGAGCGCGUUGGUGUCAGCUCUUGGAUCCUUCUCGUAGGAGGCGUCUGGUUUGACUAUAGCCUUCCCUCUGGAGAGUCUUUCAUGGGCUUUGAUAUCGAUAACCGCAAGGCUACGUUGUUCGAUGAUGGUGAAGCAAAGAUCAACACUAGCACGUUGGCUCAGUUCGGUCGUGCCGCUGCUGCCAUUGCCAGCCUUAAAGAGAUCCCGGACAAUGAAGCCGAUGAAUCCCUGAGUGUCGCUCAAUUUCGAAACAGACCUGUGUAUCUCUCAAGCUUUUAUGUGAGCCAGAAGGAUAUUCUGAAAAGUAUUCAGCGCGUCACGAGCACGACAGACGCGGACUGGGGGGUCAAGUAUGAGAGCAGCAGUGGUCGAAUUGAGAAUGGCAAGGCUUUAGGGAGGUCUGGUAACAUCAUGGGACUUGUGCAGGCUUAUUAUUCGUUCAUCUUCUCACCCGAGGGUCAGAAGCUAAAGACCCAAGACAGGUUGCACAAUGAGCUUCUGGGGCUGCCGGAGGAGGACUUGGAUGCAGUGGUCAAAGAUUGUGUUGAAAGGGCUGAGAACAAGUUCCGAGCACUGUGA
This is a messenger RNA of Fusarium fujikuroi IMI 58289, 1017 nucleotides long. Its product is annotated as oxidoreductase CipA-like protein. The transcript has 2 exons. The record is from RefSeq and is a predicted model, not a curated record. NCBI's taxonomy places the organism in Eukaryota, Fungi, Ascomycota, Sordariomycetes, Hypocreales, Nectriaceae. The coding region runs from base 1 to 1017 and encodes 338 amino acids.